Messenger RNA from Onychomys torridus (southern grasshopper mouse), 2438 nucleotides. It is a transcript of the gene Tmem25, whose product is annotated as transmembrane protein 25. Bases 5 to 1318 code for a protein of 437 amino acids. Gene Ontology annotation, biological process: negative regulation of excitatory postsynaptic potential. The record is from RefSeq and is a predicted model, not a curated record. NCBI's taxonomy places the organism in Eukaryota, Metazoa, Chordata, Mammalia, Rodentia, Cricetidae. The transcript is spliced from 9 exons.
CAGGAUGCUCCGAAGCCCCGAUGCUCCACCGACACCCUCCUCCCCCGCCCCCGGCUCCGUGUUGCUAUCAAUCCAAGUCCACCUGAGCAGCCGAGAUUGGGAAAGGGGUGCAUGGCGAGAGCUGGGAGGGAGAGCCAGUCCAGGAGACGACCGGCCUGGAGGUCGAUCCCUGACCACCAUGGAGUUGCCUCUAAGCCAAGCUACCCUCCGGCACACACUGCUGCUCCUGCCAGCCCUCUUAAGUUCAGGUCAAGGGGAGCUGGCGCCACAGAUCGAUGGUCAGACCUGGGCUGAGAGAGCUCUUCGGGAGAAUGAGCGCCAUGCCUUCACCUGUCGGGUGGCAGGGGGAUCUGCCACUCCCCGAUUAGCCUGGUACCUGGAUGGACAGCUACAGGAGGCCACCACUUCAAGACUAUUGAGUGUGGGCGGGGAGGCCUUCUCUGGAGGCACCAGCACUUUCACUGUCACUGCCCAGCGUGCACAGCAUGAGCUUAACUGCUCCCUACAGGACCCAGGGAGUGGCCGGUCAGCCAACGCCUCUGUCAUUCUCAAUGUGCAAUUUAAACCAGAGAUUGCCCAGGUCGGGGCCAAGUAUCAGGAAGGUCAGGGCCCAGGCCUUCUGGUUGUCCUGUUUGCCCUGGUGCGGGCCAACCCGCCUGCCAAUGUCACCUGGAUUGACCAGGAUGGGUCAGUGACUGUGAAUGCCUCUGACUUCCUGGUGCUGGAUGCUCAGAACUAUCCCUGGCUCACAAACCACACCGUGCACCUGCAGCUCCACAGCCUGGCACACAACCUCUCAGUGGUGGCUACCAAUGAUGUGGGUGUCACCAGUGCCUCUCUUCCCGCUCCAGGGCUCCUGGCCUCCCGAGUGGAAGUGCCUCUGCUGGGCAUCGUUGUGGCUGGAGGGCUUGCCUUGGGCACUCUAGUGGGGUUCAGUACCUUGGUGGCCUGCCUGGUCUGCAGGAAAGAGAGGAAAACUAAAGGCCCCUCACGGCGCCCAUCUCUGAUAUCUAGUGACUCCAAUAACCUGAAACUGAAUAAUGUACGCCUGCCACGUGAGAACAUGUCCCUCCCAUCCAACCUUCAGCUCAACGACCUCACUCCGGAUCUCAGAGGGCAAGCCCUGUCCUGGCACCACCCCAUCUGUCACCCAAUAGGGAAAGCAACAGAGCGGCCGGUGGCUCAGCACAGCAGCCGUCCAGAGCUUCUAGAAGCUGAGCAUGGCGGCCUCCUCACCAGCCAAGGCUUCAUCCGUCUCCCGAUGUUGGGCUACAUCUACCGAGUGUCCAGCGUAAGCAGUGAUGAGAUCUGGCUCUGAGCUCGAGGGUGAGGCAUGAGGCCCAGGCGGUUUGUGGAUUCCCCAGAGCACCCUACCCCAGUGUCUCCUGCAAGCCUUCCUCUGCCUAGCCACGUUGUGACCACGAAGAAGCCAUCCCACUGCCACAUGGCCCUCCUGGUAGGGGUACCCUGUGGGUCAUGCAUGAUGGAUUUUAUUACACUCUAACCUGAAAGGCAUGGUCUAGCCUUGGCAAAACCAUUGGUCAGAGUUCAAUUCGGGGUCUUGAAUGUGAUAACUGGGCCCAGGCAAAUGGAAUCUGGUCUGUUCAGGUGUCACCCCACAUGUAAGAGGUGGGCCUACUAUAUGCUCCACACUAGUGUCCUCUGUACCUCGUACAGUAGGCAGAGGGAUGCCUAUGUGGGGGACAGGAGGGUCCCUGCACAGCUCAGAUGUCCUGCCUAUGCUAUGCAGCUUUUUCCCUCAGGGAAACCAGCCCCCUGCUAGUUGCAGAGAACCAGACUGCCCUUUGCUCAGGAACCAGCCCCUUGCCCAGGGACCUGGCCAAGCACAAAUUAGUCCCUUUUGCUGCAUAUCUCUCUGCCCUCUGUCCCCAUCUCCUCUUGGGCAUCAUUAGACUUCUAUUGGCUGGAGCCCCAGGUGCCAGCCUCUAGUGUUAGCACAGAUGAGUGGGAAGAGGUGGCAGGUCAGCUGGCUCCCAGGACGGCAUGUAGCUAUGCAUCGUUUUGUCCAAGUGUCCCACUUUAAGCACAUUCCCCAGGGAGAGGAGAGCCCAUGGCUUUCUCAGGCUCCCCACGUUUGGCCUUCAGCAAUUCACUGUGUUCUGAGCACUCAGGAUUAAUGGUUUCUCUCUCUGCAUGUCUCUCCCCCAUGCAGCAACAUCCCUGACCAGUCCCUGGCUGCCCCAUCCUAUUUAGGAGAUGGUCAUAGUGGGCAUGUAAGUCAACAGUGCCAGAAGAUUUAGGGGGACAUAGAGAAAGCAGGAACCCACAUAACCCCAAAGAGCUAAGAAUGCUUUUAAGCAGCAACAUGUAAGUGGCCGGAGAACAAUAGUCUAUUUUCCCUUCUUGGUAUCUUGUUUUAUAAUUUUUCUCAUUACUGGUUUGUGCUGCACACACAGUAAACUACCUUGACCAAAUAA